AUGGGAGAAUACUGCGGCAGAGUUGGAGAAAUUGCCUCAGAUAAGACUGUUGCUGCCCUGGGUCGACCUUUCACCCUGGGAAUGCUCUAUGAUGCUCGGAGAGAUCAACUGAUCCCAGGUUUGACAUUGUGGGAUGAUAAAACUCUACAAGGCAAGAUAAGUGAAAGCUCUCAGCGAACCAGUAAGUCUCAUAUUUCGACAUCUGACUCCACUGAAUCCAAGUGCAAGCUGCUGGAUGUUGAAGUUUCUCUGAAGGCCAGUGUCCUGGGUGGACUGAUUGAAUUUGGAGGAUCUGCCAAGUAUCUGAAUGAUCAGAAGAAAUUCUACAAUCAGAGCAGGGUGACGUGUCAGUACAAAACUACCACCAACUUCAAGCAGUUAAUGAUUGAACAACUAACCAUGGACCCCCAACAUAUGGAUGUCAUUAAGAAGAGCUCAGCAACACAUGUAGUCACAGGCAUCCUUUAUGGGGCAAAUGCUUUCUUUGUGUUUGACAGUGAGAAGGUCGAGUCCAGCAGCGUUCAGGACAUCCAGGUCAGCAUGGAAGCUGCGGUAAAUUUGUUACUCGUUAAAGCUGAGGCGAAAACUAAGGUACAGCUGACUGAAGAACAAAAAACCCUGACUAAGAAUUUAUCCUGCACAUUCUAUGGAGACUAUAUUCUUGAUAGAAACCCUGCAACAUUUGAAGAUGCAGUGAAGGCCUACGAACAACUCCCACAUCUACUGGGAGAAAAAGGAGAGAAGGCUGUUCCAGUGAAGAUCUGGCUGAUGCCGCUGAAGAAUUUCCACUCCGAAGGUGCUGAGCUGAUGAGAGAGAUCAAGGACCGUCUAGUGAGUAAGGCAGAGUAUGUUCUAGACGAUUUAAAGGAAAAAGAAAUAAGAUGCAACGAUUCUCUGGAAGAGAAAGUGGUGGGGCAGUUUCCUUUGAUUCGAGAAGAGUUGAGCACUUUCCAAAAAUUGUGUGGUAGUUAUGCAUCUAAACUCCAGCAGGCCUUGGCAAAGACUCUUCCCUCCAUCCGUGAAGGAAAAGAAGAUGAGAGCUCACUAGACCAACUCUUUGAAGACAGAGAGAAGUCACCAUUCAGUCAGGAAAAACUAACCAAGUGGCUGGAUCGUAAAGAGAGAGAAAUCAACAUCAUCAGAUCCUGUGUAGAUACCAUGGAGGGAAUAAAGAUCGUCCCAAAUCAGGCAGAGCUGGACAGACAGGUUCUUGCUGCAGGUGUAGAAGAUGCUCUGUGCUUUGUUUUCACUUCAGUGGAAAGGGGUGAUACAGACCUUGAUGUGAUGGCUGAAUACUUGGACUUCCCAAAAUUAGGAAGCACCAAUGAAGAUCCAUGGUACUACUCAGCUGAGGUUUUCACCAAAAUGAGAGAAAAAGCCAAAGCUUUCCAUCACUUUGCCAAAGCACAGAAGAACAACAGUCGAUUCCGUUUCGUCAUAGCAGCCAUCGCUAACAAGAAACACACAGGAGCAACCAUCUACCAUUACAAGAACGGCAAUCUGGUCACUGAAGAUUUUUCAAAGCCUGUCCUCCCUCCUGUGGAGAACAUCACAGACAGAAGACAACUGAUCUGGUAUGCCUGUGAUCUCAACCUGGACCCAAACACUGCAAACUACAACGUCAUUCUGUCUGAGGGAAACAAGAAGGCAACACAUGGAGCACGGCAGUCAUAUCCUGAUCACCCAGAGAGGUUUACACAAACACACCAGGUGUUGUGCAAAGAGAGCUUAUCUGGGCAACAUUACUGGGAGGUAGAGUGGAGACUGAAUUCUGACAAUCAUUGUUGUGUUAAUAUUGCUGUCGCAUACAGGGAAAUUGAAAGAAAAUCAAACAAUUUAGAGAGCCAGUUUGGACGUAAUGCCUUAUCAUGGGCUUUUGAAAAUAACAAAUCCAACAGUCACACACUUUUUGCAUUGAAAAAUAAUGAGAACGUGUGGAGAAAGCCUUAUCCCUCUGAUGGCUGUAACAGAGUUGGGGUGUAUCUGGACUGGCCUGCUGGCACUCUGUCCUUCUACAGAGUCUCCUCUAACACACUGAGGCACCUCUACACCAUUCGCACCACAUUCACUGAGCCUGUUUACCCAGGAUUCUUGGUCUAUUGUCAACAAAACAAUGCGUAUCUGUGUCCAUUUGAAUAGGAGUAAUGACAAAUACUUCUCAGAUUCUUGUUCUGUCAGUAGGAAUAUGGGUUUACAUUUAAAGUUUAAAGAACAACUGAACAUCACAUUUUAUCUCGACCAUGCUUCACAAAUUUAAACAUUAUAUUCAAACCCAGAGACACCAGCAAAAUUGAUCAUGUAAUCAUCAAGUGAGUGUGUGUGUGUGUGUGUGUGUGUGUGUGUGUGUGUGUGUGUGUGUGUGUGUGUGUGUGUGUGUGUGUGUGUGUGUGUGUUAUCAGUUCAUGUUGAUUUGAUGCACAGCCUUUAUUUAAAACUGGCUUGUACUUUACAAAUGUAUUAUCAGUUUAAACUUUCAUUGCUUACUACUUGACAUUUAAGAUACAGGGCUUAUAUCAAGACUCAAUUGCUUUGUAAACACUUGUAUGUUGAAAUAUAACUCACAGCUCAUGUAAUAGAAGUGGUUUUAUUUAGCAUUUUGUUUGUUUUCUUCUUUGUGAAGUACUGUCUUUAAAUCGUUUCCAGACUACAAGUUUUUCUGUUAAAGACACGUCUGUACUUCAACCUCCACUUUGGGUUCAAUCAUUGACUACUGUAUUGAGGAGAGAGUUGAUGUUAGAUGUUGGAUACUUUGCUGAUGUUUAUAGAGUUGAAGAAAUGUAUUUUCCUGUUAAUCAGUUAAUGUUGAUGUGAAGCACAGCCUUCUUCUCAAACUGGUUAGUACUUUGAUUGCUUGGUAAUUCACAGAUAAUUAUUUUUAUUUGAACUUUUUAUUCUACUUCCUGAUACUUAAAGAUAAAGAGUUUGUAUUGAUACACAAUUGCUUUUUUUAACACUAGUCUGUUGAAAUAUAACUCAUUACUCAUAGCUGAUGUAAAAGAAAAAUGACUAACUUGUUUAGUUGAAAUUAUCAUGUUAGUGAUGGGAUAUAAAUUACCUAAAGUGCAUAUUGUUUAAUUUAGCAUUUUGUUCAUUUUCUUCUUAGCGAUGUAUUUUUUUAAUAUUUGUCUUUUCAGAAUAUAAGAGGAAUCAUUUAGUUUUUCUGAGUCUGUACCUUAGCCUUAACUUUGGGUUGAAGAAAUGUAUUUUUCUGUAAAUCAGUUGAUAUUGAUUCAAUGCACAGCUUUCUUCUUAAACUAGUCUGUGCUCCACAAGGGUUAGGGUUAGCAGUUUAAACUUCCAUUGGUACAUGCCAGAUAAUUCUUUUUAUUGUAACUUUGGAUUGUACUUGCUGAUAAAGAAACAGCUAAUAUUGAUUCACAAUUGCUUUUUCAACACAAUGCAAAAAAAGUCAUGUAAAAGAAACGGGGGAGUCACUGUUAACACCAUUUAGUUGCAAACCCUGCUGCUGUUUACAGAGCUGAAGACAUGUCAGGUUCCUGUGACACUGUAACACCUGUUGGAUAUGUUUCCUCUCUUCUUGAGCAGAAUAUUCAAUAAAGUGGAGACCUGACUUCA
Molecule: messenger RNA, 3576 nt
Organism: Perca fluviatilis (European perch)
Lineage: Eukaryota; Metazoa; Chordata; Actinopteri; Perciformes; Percidae
Product: neoverrucotoxin subunit alpha-like
Exons: 4
Coding region: 1-2139 (712 amino acids)
Molecular function (GO): protein binding
Source: RefSeq, a predicted model, not a curated record